This is a messenger RNA of Arabidopsis thaliana (thale cress), 1155 nucleotides long. RefSeq names its product RING/U-box protein with C6HC-type zinc finger. The record is from RefSeq and is marked reviewed. Gene Ontology annotation, biological process: protein ubiquitination. The transcript has 4 exons. Gene Ontology annotation, molecular function: nucleic acid binding; ubiquitin-protein transferase activity; metal ion binding. Lineage: Eukaryota; Viridiplantae; Streptophyta; Magnoliopsida; Brassicales; Brassicaceae. Bases 1 to 1155 code for a protein of 384 amino acids.
AUGGAAGAGGAAGGCACUCUAGUACGAGCAGAUAACCUAAAACAUGCCGGAACACCAUCACCGUCAAAAUUCUCGCCGUACAGCCUUUACUUCAAGGGUUUGGUAAGUGAGGAGUCGCCCAAGUUAUCAGCAGAAUUUAGGGUUGCGAUUUGCGGGUACAAGGAUGGUCUGAUGUUUCAGAUGAAGGGACCGAUUCAUGACUCAGCCAUUACACUUUUAGAGGCUGAGCUGAUGGCAUUGAAGUACGGUUUAAGCGAAGCCGUGACUUUGGGGAUCAAUCAUAUCUCAAUCUGCUGCGAUAACAAUCAGAUUUUCGAAUGGGUCAUGGGGAGAUCCACGCCUCAGGAAGAAAACAUUGCCAUGCUAAUCCGUGAUGUGCAAGGCAUCAGAAAACAGUUUACUUCUAGCAUCGCUGUUCUGAUAGAUGUGCCUGCUCUGUUUCAUCCGAAAAAGACUUGCACUAUCUGUUUCGACGAUGACAUCAAUGCUGAUAUGAUGUUUUAUAUUGAUCAAUGUGGUCAUAUGUUUUGUUCCGAAUGUGUGAAACGACAUAUUGAGGUGAGUCUACUUCAGGGAAGUUUGAUAACAUGUCCUAGUUAUAGGUGCAAAUCUAAGCUGACUUAUGGAAGUUGUGUUAAUAUUUUGACACCUAAAGUAAAAGAGAUGUGGAUACAAAGGAUGGGAGAGGAUUCGAUUCCUGUAACGGAUAGAGUUUAUUGCCCAAACCCGACGUGCUCAGCUUUAAUGUCAGUAACCGAGCUCGAUCAACUCACAGGAAGUAAGAGAUGCUGUGUCAAAUGCGGUGAAUCCUUUUGCAUCAAGUGCAAAGUUCCGUGGCAUGAUAACUUGUCGUGCAAACGUUACAAAAAGUUGCAUUCAAAUCGUACAACAAACGAUAAACAGCUUAACGAACUAGCAAAUCAGGAAAGUUGGCGUCAAUGCAGCAAGUGUAAACAUAUGAUUGAACUUACUCAAGGAUGCGUCCGCGUAAUUUGCAGAUGUGGACAUGAGUUUUGCUAUGGAUGUGGAGCUGAUGCUGGAUGUUGCUCUCAUGGUCAUGUACCGUAUUUUUCAGUUGAACGUCGAGAGCCAGAAGUCCAAGCACUAGUGUUAAUCGGUGUUGUUGUUGUUACUAUGAUAUUCUUCUUUAGAUAG